Messenger RNA from Symbiodinium sp. CCMP2456, 2545 nucleotides. Lineage: Eukaryota; Dinophyceae; Suessiales; Symbiodiniaceae. The record is from the annotation of a GenBank genome assembly.
AUGUCGUCUUCUAGUGCCACAGCAACAAAGCUGUCGCUCGGGAAGGCUGCGAAGCAUUGCAACCUGGGGCCGCAAGUUUGCGCGGAAUGUUACUGGAUGAAGCAUGGUGCACGUUUGCAAAGCGAGCACGUCAUGCCAGGUAGCAGAGUUUCCUGGCUGCAGGCAAUUUCUUCUCCGGAAGGUCUCAGGGUGGGGUGCGCAGCGUGCUGCGCCUACGUUCAGAGGAGCUCGGGCGAGGACAGCAUGCCAUCCAUCGCUGCAAGCCCCUUUGCAUGGUUUCCAGUGGCGACUGUCAGCACAACGUUGAAAAACAUUUCACGACAUGAAAAGACACCUGGUCACGCAGCAGCAGUGCAAGCCUUUCUGUCGCCAGCUGAUGCUCUCCAGAUGCAGCCAUCGCCGGAAGAAGUGGCUCCCACCGAGUGGGCGUCGGUGUGGGCUUUCUUCCGAAAAGAACGCUACAUGGAACAGGAGAGUACUGAGAUUGUGCAUCGUGCCAAGCAUAGGAAGAUGCAGUACUGCUUGGCAGAGGCUUUGCGAUGUCGUCAGCAGAAGCAUUUGCGCAAGGCUUGCUGCGCAACUCUGUCUUUGGAUGAGGCCGACACGAGGCUGCUCGUCAGGUACACAGCAACAGAUGAGAGUCUGCAGGACCAGAGCGGUGUGCUGGGGAUGGAUCGCUCUAAGGAAACCGGCCACAAGAAGGUCUUGGCAAGCUUAGACCGAGUCCUGCGCGCCGCUGCUACAACUCUCGGAGGUGCUCCUCCUGUUGCAGGUGGUGCUGUGAAGCAAGAGCCGUCAUUUGAUGAAGACUUGUACAAUCACUUGCGGAAGAUUGUCUUGAUGUGGAACUCGGACGCCGGGCCAGACGAGAUGUUGGCUUCCAAGGAGGCGCAGCGUGUACCCGUCUCUCAGAACGACUUGCUGCCGCUCCUGCCCAACGUGGUGAUGGUCAAUCGGGACCGAGCCCAUGUCUUCCGCAAUUUCACGCAGUGGUUUAGUGCCAUCGAGCAUUCCAACAUGCUGCAAGGUUGGUACGAAGAGUUUCAGCUAGAGCAAGAUUACAGCAAUCAGAGCAUCAAGCUGCAGAAGAGUUUGUCAUAUGCGGCACACCGCUUCGACUCAGCCAGCAAACCCUUUGCAGUAUGCAUUAUGACAUUUCCAGCGGUUGUUUUGACAGCCGUGAAAGCGUACAACGAGAGGAAGCGGGAUGCUGCAGGACAAGCUGCCGUCAAAUUCCUGCGCUUCAUUUCCGGUGUUCCUGGCUGCGAGCGACUGGCCUUAGCGGGAAUGCUCUGUGACGCAGCUGACGAAGCUUUGCUCUUGACGAGGGCAAUGGAUCGAGAACGCACAGACAUCAGCCUCAUGGAUGCAGAGGUACAGACGUUCCUGCGCAACACCAAGGCACUUUUCGCAGACCAGCAGUGUGUGAACACCGGGUUCACACGCCACAUGCUAGAACUGGUCAAGGUGCAAUCCAUGUGGUUUGAUGAGCACUGCCCGCAGACGAUAGGCUGCAGCACUGGCUUGCGGGCUACACAGCUUGCGUCAUGCAUGAAGCACAUGGCUGCAUGGGUUAGCGUCGCGAGCAAGGUCGUGUGCACGGAGUUCCCAACCUUCGAUUUGAUGAGAUCCUUCCGCGUUCUGGCUUUGUCUGAUGUGGACAAGCAGCAGGCGGCAGGUGGUCUUCAGGAACACAGCCGCAAGCGAGCGGAUCAGCAUUCUGAGGACAUCAGGCGACUGUGUAACACGCUGGGUGUGGAUGUGGACGCGUGCACAAACGAGUUCGUCAAGCUCGUCGGUGUUGCUGAGGAGAUGAAGCGCAGCUUGCGUUGCACAAAUUUCGAGGCCUGGAAGGCAGCUGUGCAACGGACAAAGCGGGCUCGGGCAUCUUAUCCAGUGGCGGCUUUGACCCCGCUGCUUGUUGCUUUCGGCAGCUUCACGGUAUCGAGCUCCGGUGUCGAGCAAAACUUUUCCGCGGUCAAGGCACUCUCCCCGAAGCAACGUAAUUUGAGUGUUCAACACGAGCUGGACCAGCUGCAGAUCAAGAUGGCCCAAGUCAGUGAGUCCGAGGAAGCGCUUCUUUUCAAGGAAGCGGCUGCAGUCUGGGUGACAUUGUAUGGCAAGGCAAGAAAGUCAGGACGACGUCUGCGUGGCUACUUCAAGGAGAAGAAGCCUCAAGAGCCUGAGGCGAAGAAGUCACUGGCAACUGUGCUGCGCAAGCGACGUCAAGAGGUUCAAGAUCUGGUUGCAGCCGGAGCUCCUGUGACUUUGGAUCCAGCCGUCCUUUUCUCGCAGGCGCAGCAACUAGCAGGUGAUGUUUGGACCGACAAGCAGCGCAAAGAGUGCGACCGUCAAGACAAAGUCCUGCGAGUGCGGCAACUUGAAGCAGCAUCUCAGCACCACCUGCUGGACCAUGAGCUUGCCGCGGACAUUGAGCAGCAAGUCCAGCUGUACUUCGCUGCAGAGGACCAAAACCGUGCCGCCAGAGAGCGCCUGGAGGAUCGCAUGGCAUGCAGGUUGGCACGACCGGAGAUCGAUCUGUAUG